GGCUGGGCCUGGGGAGCAGAGCCGGCCGGGGAGGCGCUGGUAGCCGGCUCCUCCUUUGCGCACGUGUCUGCCGCGGGGCCGGGGGCCUCACCGACUAACCCCUGCUGCGCUGCCCCUGUGCGCGGGCGGCGCUCAGCGCCCUCCCUGCUGGGGCCCGCGGGCGCCGCACCGCACAGCGACAGGCUGGUGCCUGGAGCCAGAGCUGCUCCAGCCGGCGUGAUCCGCACCUGAGCCGCCAUCCCGGCUGCGCCGGUGCCGCUGCAGCGCGGAGCCUGAGCAGCGGCCCGUCACGUGGCAUACAUAUCACGACACCUUAUCUGUCAUUGGAGAUUUCUUAUUCCAUAGCAGCCAAUAAGCAAGGGUGAAACAUGAGGACAAAUCCCGCCAUUCAAGCUGCCAUCGACCUCACAGCAGGUGCAGCAGGUGGGACUGCAUGUGUGCUAACCGGCCAGCCCUUUGAUACAGCUAAGGUGAAGAUGCAGACAUUUCCCAGCAUGUAUAAAGGACUCAUUGAAUGUAUUGUGAAGACAUAUAAACAAGUUGGAUUGCGAGGCUUCUAUAAAGGGACCACUCCAGCACUUGUAGCCAACAUAGCAGAAAACUCAGUCCUGUUCAUGUGCUAUGGGUUUUGCCAGCAGAUUGUGAGGGGAGUUGUUGGAUUAGACAGGAAAGCAAAACUGAGUGAUCUUCAGAAUGCAGCUGCAGGCUCUUUUGCUUCUGCAUUUGCUGCCUUGGUCCUAUGUCCCACAGAGCUGGUGAAGUGUCGGUUGCAGACCAUGCAUGAAAUGCAAUUAUCUGGAAAGAUAAUACAAGGACACAAUACAGUUUGGUCAGUAGUGAAAAGUGUUAUUCAAAAGGAUGGCCCACUCGGGUUCUACCAUGGUCUGUCAAGCACUUUACUUCGGGAAGUCCCAGGUUAUUUCUUCUUCUUUGGAGGCUAUGAACUGAGUCGGACAUUUUUUGCAGCGGAGAGACCAAAAGAUCAACUAGGGCCUAUUCCUUUGAUGGUGAGUGGUGGUUUUGGAGGCAUCUGCUUGUGGAUUGCUGUUUAUCCUGUGGACUGUGUCAAAUCUAGAAUUCAGGUUCUUUCCAUGUCUGGAAAACAGGCAGGCUUCAUGGGAACAUUUGCAAAUAUUUUGCGAAAUGAAGGAGUAUUUGCCUUGUAUUCUGGACUAAAGCCUACUUUGAUUCGUGCAUUCCCAGCCAAUGGUGCACUGUUCCUUGCCUAUGAGUACAGCCGCAAGAUGAUGAUGGAACAAGUUGACACGUACUGAAAUCUUCCAGCAGCAGGUUUAAGUCAACCUUUUUAAAAAGAACUGUAGGGCUUGAAUGGGUACAAAAUCAAUAGCAUGACAUCAGAGAAACUCAGUCAAUUUAGGAUUUAAAAAAAAUCUUUUUAAAGUAAACGGAUUUUGUAGACCUUGUGUGUGUUUUUACAGGGUUUGUUUUUUUUUUAAGGGAGGAUGGAGACAUUAAUGUUCUUUCCACCUAUUGUGCUGCUCAAGAGAUGUAAUUAUGUUGCCCUGAUGGAAGCGGUACUCAGUGUAAAGGGUAGUGAUCUUUCAGUUAAGAGAGUUAAUCUCAAAUUUUAAAAAAUCUAGUUCUGGAACAGCCAUGGUACAAGAAGUCUGAAUUUCCCUUUUUCACUGUUAGCAAACACAACUGACUCAAGGCCACACGGCACUGGUGCAUUAGUAAAGUAGUGCUACUCUUUUCAUUAUCAAUGUUAGGGCUUGUCUAUGCAGGGAGUGACUCUUGAUUAGUUUCAUCUGUGGAUGCUCUUAUUCUGGAAUAAAUCUCAUUCCAAAUUAUUUUAAUCCACUUUAGACAGCCUAUUAGGAAUAGUUAAUCUGCUCUAAAUUCACACCGUAUGUUAUUCUGGAUUCACUUUCAUGUGUAGGUGAGCCCUUAGAGAGAGUAUUCAAUGGAAACAGCAAGCUGCUUGCAUGUUAUAGCUGUUUCACCUCUUUGUAAGAGUGUUCAAGUAGUUCAAGAAACAGUAGUCUAAUACACAAGGAAAGGUAGAAGAGGGAGGUUUAGUUUCCUGAAGUAUUUAGUUUAAGCAAUGCAUGGCUAAUACUUACACUGUUUUAAUAGUGUUAAAAUUGCACAAAUUCAUAAACUCUGCCAUCAAUAGUUUCACCAAUAAUGUGAAAACAUUAGUCACUGGAGCA
This is a messenger RNA of Chrysemys picta bellii (western painted turtle), 2174 nucleotides long. It is a transcript of the gene SLC25A15, whose product is annotated as solute carrier family 25 member 15. Gene Ontology annotation, biological process: mitochondrial L-ornithine transmembrane transport. Lineage: Eukaryota; Metazoa; Chordata; Testudines; Emydidae. The record is from RefSeq and is a predicted model, not a curated record. Gene Ontology annotation, molecular function: L-ornithine transmembrane transporter activity. Gene Ontology annotation, cellular component: mitochondrion.